Messenger RNA from Lichtheimia ornata, 576 nucleotides. RefSeq lists its product as uncharacterized. The transcript has a single exon. The coding region runs from base 1 to 576 and encodes 191 amino acids. The record is from RefSeq and is a predicted model, not a curated record. NCBI's taxonomy places the organism in Eukaryota, Fungi, Mucoromycota, Mucoromycetes, Mucorales, Lichtheimiaceae.
AUGACACUGGGUAAAUAUUGUUACCAUUACCUCAAAGAUAAGUUAGUGAUAUGCAGUUUUAUAGGCCCAUCAUUCCAUCAAGCUUUAAUUUCGCAUGCUCUUUGGUGCCAUCAAAAGUCUCUCGUUACAGUUGUCAAUGGUGAAUCUAUUGAAUUGGAAGACGAAGAUCAACAUUUUCGUUGGUGGGUGUCUCAGAAGCAAGCAAGCGAUCUCUAUCUUAUAGUUGCGGUUGUCGAGGACCGCAUUUCCGCUUGGUUUUGGAAAUCCAGCUGCUUGCAAGUCGUCUCUUUAUCGGUGGAUCUUCAGAGCAAUGUUUUUAUCGGUGCCAUGGCGGAUCUCAUUCCUCAAGUACUUGUAUGGAUACCUUGGACAUUCUCUUGGCAAGUUAAUAUCCUCGCGUAUGCUAUUUCAUCAAGACCGGAUUUAUUUGUUGCAGUGCAUGAUGUGUCUCUCAUGACGCCUACCCAAGAAGGUCGCUUGAUGGCAGCUACUACUGAUAUGGCGGAUGUUUAUUUGCUAUGGGUAGAACGGGAUGGUGCCUUACUCUUUUGUGUAAAGCAUCGUUGGCAGCUAUGA